CUCAAUACAUAAUUAUUAAUAAUAAGAUAUUAUUGCGUGAACAAAAUGGUGUAUUUGCAUUUUCCGUCGAAUCUGACCGAAGAGGAGUUAAUGUUGCAAGCGAAAUACAAUAAAUUGAAGCGAAAGAAAAAAGCACUGCAAGACCUGAAGACACCAAAGCUGGAACCAGAACGUAUACCACAAGCUCCUAAAAGACCAACAGAAGCGAGAGACGCUCGGGAGAUUGCAAAGAAAUUAAUAAAGUCUGGAGUUAUAACUGCGCCAAAAACGCCGAAGCGUCCUGAACAGUCGUUCAAGAGACCCAGAGGUCUCGAGAGGAAGUUGAACAGUACGGAGAAGACGGUGUGUUCUUAUCAACCUUUUUCGGCAACACAGCCAGAAGAAGAGGAUAUCGAAACUUCUAGGCCAAGAGUUAAGGAUUUGUACGACAGUUUUGUAAGCGCCGAAGAUCCAGAAAACAGAGGAACGACCGAUAAACCUGCAGUGGAGAAAGUAGAAAUAAAGCCCCGUAUUGGAAAUACAAUAUUUGUUUGCGGGUAUAAAAUAUCCGAGGACUUCUUGAAGAAGCACUUUCAAACGUUUGGAGCUAUCGUUAAUAUCUCAAUGGAGAGCGAAAAGAAUCGUGGCUUUAUAACAUUCGAUAAAUCUGAAGCGGCCGAAAGAGCGAUCAGUGAGAUGGAUGGGAGUAUGGUCUCUUCGAAACAAUUGGAGGUUUCGUUAGCUCGAAGACAGCCAGUUAUCGAUCCAAUAAACGAUGUUACGUCCAGUGCAGUGUGGUCUACGAUAGCAGCCAGCUACUCCCAGAAAAGUGCUCAUAAAGAUCGACGAGAACUAAAAGUUUACGAAGAGGAUUUAUUUGAAUGAAUGUUGGCACAGGUGAUCUAAGUUUUUCAAUCUAUCCGCAAGAGUUAACCAUUUGGCGUCGACUGAGCUAAAAAGUAUAUUUAUAAUUGAGAGUUUGUUAAAUAUGUUAACGAUUAAGAUUUAUUUAAGAGCGAAUCGACCGAAAUGUAAUAUACUCAUAGUGGAAAUAAAUUCCAUCCUUUAUAUUAAUUAAA
Molecule: messenger RNA, 1058 nt
Organism: Orussus abietinus
Lineage: Eukaryota; Metazoa; Arthropoda; Insecta; Hymenoptera; Orussidae
Gene: Nelf-E
Product: negative elongation factor E
Exons: 3
Coding region: 46-864 (272 amino acids)
Biological process (GO): negative regulation of transcription elongation by RNA polymerase II
Cellular component (GO): NELF complex
Molecular function (GO): RNA binding
Source: RefSeq, a predicted model, not a curated record